AUGGCAGUUUAUAUCAUCGUGAAUAUUGCAUCAUUCAGGAAACAAAAUGCACGCAAUUACAUGAAUCAUUUAUUCUUCAAUUACUAUCAAAUACGCAUUUACCCGUUUGAAAUCUUGAAUAUUAAAAGCAUUGCAGAAAUGAAUGGUUUUGCAUACUUUGAUCUUGAGCCUAUUAAAUAUAUCAAGCUUCUCAACAAAUUGAAGAUUUUGAAAAUCCUUCAAGUCCGUUAUCUUCAUCCAAAUGAAAACCCCUCUUUAAUACUUGUUUCUCCAUCAAUGAAUGGCCAGAAUUAUCACUCAUGGUUUCGUUCCAUGAGAAUAUUUCUUCUAUCAAAGAAUAAACUCAAAUUUAUGGAUGGAAGCAUAUCUGUUCCAUCUAAAGAAGAUGUAAUUUUUCAUGUUUGGGAGCGCUGCAAUAAUAUGGUUCUUUCUUGGAUUUUGAGAUCUUUAUCUCCUUCCAUUGCUCAAAGUAUCUUGUGGAUGGAUAAUGCAUUAGAUUGUCACUAUGAUGUGUUAAAGAUAGUGAAAGAUUAUCAAGAAGGAGAUUAUGUAAUAAGGUUUUUGAAAGGUUUAAAUGAGUGUUUUUCUGUUGUCAAAACUCAGACUCUAAUGAUGGAUCCAUUGCCAAAAAUUAAUAAAGCUUUUUCAUUAGUUUUGCAACAUGAAAGACAGAUGGGUGUUGGGGUUAUUGCUACAAAGAAUAAUGAAUCUGUAAUUUUUACUACACAAGGUAAUACUUCUUUUCAGAAGAAUUUUCAAGGGAAUGGUUCUUUUCAGGGUGAUAGGAUUUAUAGACCUCUUGUGAAUAGUUAUAAUUUUAGGCCUCAAGGAAGACAGGGGGGACAAAAGAGAUUUUAUGCUGCACCAAUAAUGGAAAAUGCUUGUUAUUAUGAUCAAGAACAAGUGAGUGAAGUAAAUAAGGCUAGAAUGGAUGAAGGAGAUAAGCAUGAUAAUAAUAAUGGUGGUAUUGCUUUGCAUAAUUCUUCUACUGCUAUCACUCAAGAACAGUAUAAGCAACUAAUGAGCUUGUUACAUCAAAACAACAUGGGUUCUUCUAUUACACCAAGAGUCAAUACUAUCUCUACUAAGGCUGGUUCUAAGGUUGGCGUUAUCUCAACACAGGAGACAGGUACACAUUUGUUUGCAAAAUCUUAUUUUAAGUCUUUUGUGGCUUGUUCUUUUAAUAAGAAACCUGCAAAUAUAAUAUGGAUAAUUGACUCGGGUGCUACUGAUUAUGUUGUAUGCUCUUUAGAUGCUUUUACCUCAUAUAAAUUGGUGUAUAAUGUGUUUGUCACUUUGCCUAAUUUUCAAAAACUUGCUGUUACACAUAUAGGAGUUGUUAGAUUUUCUGAUGAUCUUAUUUUGAGGGAUGUGUUAUUUGUUCCUGAUUUUUCUUUCAAUUUAAUUUCUACAAGUAAAUUAACUGCACAAUAUGAUUAUUGCUUUAUACUCCAUAAAAAUAUUUGUGUUAUACAUGAUCCUAUCAACUGGAGGAUGAUAAGAUUAGCUAAGCAAGUACAAGUGUUAGAUUCUUCUGUUACUGCCAACAAUAUAUGGCAUUUUUGUUUAGGUCAUUUGGCCAAUUCUAGACUAAAAUAUAUCUGGGGACCAUCUAAGGUUCAUUCUUUAUAUGGACAUAGGUACUUUCUAACAAUUGUUGAUGACAAAAGUAGGUAA
Messenger RNA from Mercurialis annua (annual mercury), 1677 nucleotides. RefSeq lists its product as uncharacterized. The record is from RefSeq and is a predicted model, not a curated record. Lineage: Eukaryota; Viridiplantae; Streptophyta; Magnoliopsida; Malpighiales; Euphorbiaceae. Bases 1 to 1677 code for a protein of 558 amino acids. The transcript has 9 exons.